Molecule: messenger RNA, 1057 nt
Organism: Ostreobium quekettii
Lineage: Eukaryota; Viridiplantae; Chlorophyta; Ulvophyceae; Bryopsidales; Ostreobiaceae
Source: the annotation of a GenBank genome assembly
GGAGCGUGAGAGGCAAAAGAAGAAAGAAAUGGAAGGCCUCUACGAUUCCUUCCAGCAUGUGUGUGCCGCAUUGAAUGUGGUUCAGGAGGAAAAUGCAGCUCUAAGGGUCAACAACUGCAGACUUCAGAGCAUGAUUGAAAAGCAUCAGACGAUCGUACGCUCUUUGGAAGGAGGAAUCAACAACUUUCCAGUCACACAAGCAGGUGCUCUUCAGUCCAAUUUCAAUCCGGAAGGCAGUUCAGUCGACGUGUCCCAUACUUGUGCAUCGCCGCAGUCGAUGGAUGCCUCCUUCCCACUGGACGUGACGAGUCCUUGGGCCGGAUUGGACACCACAUGCCAAGCGACAAAACCACAUCAUGUUCUGAUGAAAGAAAUGGAGAGCCUUGUUCAGGUCAUUCGAAACCUCCUGGAUGCAAAUGGCAUCUUCAUCAGCGGUGUGCUGCCUUCUGAAGAGGUUGGCCGUGCGCUGCGAAACCUCCUGGGUAGGGUUGCAGACAUGACCGCUGAUCUUUUCGAAUCCAACCCAAUGUGUCUGAGCGAGCAUUGGGGGAACGGCAUGUAUGCACCGCAAAUGGAAUUGGACGAGGACAGCAUGACCGACUGGGUAAGGUUGCUGCCAAUAUUGAGCUUGACGGGACAGCAGAAGGUCGCCAUCAUGAACAUGAGGACUGAGUACUUGUCCGUGCUGUUCAAGAUACAGGAAGAAAGAGCAGUUCUGAAUACACAGGCGGCGAGCGCGACCCAGGAAUGUUCAGGAAGUGCUGUUCCCGUCCGCCAGUGCGUGCAUCCGGCGUGGGAUCAGCUGAGGCGCAACGUGAGGCGGGAGAACGACCUCAUGGCUCAGGCCCUGCGCACGCUGUUCUUCAACGUUCUGGACCUCACCCAGGCGGCGCUUCUGACCCUGGAGGCUCACCCCGGCGGAGUGGACAUAAUGAAGCUGGCCUCUGCCAUCUCCGCCCUCGACGCCAAUUGCCAUGCGCCAGCCGGCGUUGGGCCUGCCGUGCCCCUCGAUGUUUUCGACUCGUCGAUGGACCUUCCUCCAUCGAUUGUCAUUUGA